UGCAGGAGCCGAGGGAGCGCGGCGAGAGGGGAAUGGCCUCGUCUGCAGGACAUCCUGGAACGCAUAUAGUGGGCCCGGCUGUGCCAGGGAAGUGAAACUGGCCGUGUUUGCCUUGUUCUCCGCUGCCCAGUUGGGUGCGAGACUAGGUUUUAUCUGCCCGAGUGUGAACAUUUGCGGAGGUCUUGGUCGUGCAUCUCAGCCCUGUGAGCUCGCUCUGGCUGGCGGGUUUGGGAGCUCGCCGGUGUCAGUGGUGCUUGCAGUGUCUUGGAAGUGAGCGGGACACUUGCUUCCACACUUUACCCCCUGUCUGUUCCCUUUCUUCUGCCUUAGGUGGCUUUGCAUCCUGUUUCUGGUGCUGCUUGGCACAGGGUUUGCAAAGAUGCGUAACCCAUAGUGGAGAAUGCCUUCCCUUUCCAAGGUGCCUGAGAUUACUUCUGUAAUAGUGGAGCCUUGCUUAAUACAGAGCCCUUCAUUCUUUCUUCUUCACUAAAAGGCAAAGGAGACUCUUGAUCUUGAGUGCAGACAUCUUUGGGGAAGAAAGGCAGCAGCUCGGUUUUGUGUAGCCCCACAUCAGCAACAGGCACAAAGUGCUUGUCUGUAUUUGACACUUCUCCCAGCUUACAGCCUUAAAUGUCUUUAAAUACUUUUCUCCUUGGAACUGUUAUAAAAACACAAUGUGUAUCAUCUAAAUUGUUCCCAGAUAGAUGUCCUUUUAAUGCUUCCGCAAAAUAAUUUUAAGAAAAUUUUAUUUACUUUGCAGCUUUGUUGGUCACACAGUUCAUAUGUCUUGUUUUAUACAGAGGCUCUGUUAUUCCUUGGAGAUAAAUAGUGGCUGAGGAUAAGAUAAUGGAGGGAUUUUGGUGCUUGAUUACUGAAUGAGCAUUGGAAAUGUGGACUUCCGACUGUAGCUUCCAAAAUUUCUGUCUGCUGGAUCCUUUCUCUUAGUAUCAUGGUGUCCAGAAGCUUUCUUUGAGCUUCAUCAUGCACAUCUCAGGCUGUGGCAUUUCCCUUCUCCUUUGUGGGGACUAUUUUUUUCAUCUCAUCCCAUUUCGUGUAGUUCAUUGUGGGACUUCCCUUUACAGAACCUCUCCUCCUUGUUGUCAGCUGCUUGUUGUGUGCAGGUGGAAAUGGAGAGUAGCCCUGGAGCAGCCUGGUCACUUAAUGGUGCUAUGAAAACCAUGGAGAAAGGUGGACAAGAGUUUGACAGACUCAAGCAGUGCUGGGGGAAGUCCCAGCCAAAGGAUUGCUUUUCCUCUCGGUUCACAGACCAGUCCAGAAGCAGGAUGAGAAGAAGAAGAGACUCUGAAAACACACAAGUUGCAGCUUCUGGCUCUCUCAUGAAGGGAUAGUCAAAGCUGCUUUGUGACUGCCUGUGUGGGUCAGACUUCAGCUGGGGUCUCUGGGUGCAGCAGGACAGAGCUGCUUCAUUCUCUGCGCCUGAUGUGUUCCUGCAGUAGUAGCUGUGGCACAAAGACAGGUGUGUAAAACUACUGCACUGCUCCUUCUUGCUAGGGUAACCCUGUGCUUGGAAGUUUUUCUCUGGUGCACUGGAAAGUUUCUUGUCUUGCCUUUGUGAUGCCUGAGCAGCACAGUGGGAAUACUGCAGGGGAAACAGCUGUGCUUAGCAGUGACUUCUGACCUUUCAGAUACACUCAAUCAUCACACUGAAACAAUGAGCCACUGCUGUUUUAUACUGAAUUUUGCCUUUUAUGCACCUGCCAGAGGUAUUCCCAAGCACUAUACAAAUCAUGUUAAUUUAUAUCUGCAACAGCUGGACUCACACAUGUCAAAGGAAUACAAACUGCCUUUGAAGAAACCAGGAUUCAAGCAAUUUUCAAGGAAUGGGAAGAUGGUAAUGGCAGUUUCCUCAUUGCUGCAGGGUAGAGGUACUCUGUGGAGUGACUGGGAAAUAGAUUUCUUGAGUAUUGCUUUUCACUGCAGUGAUUUUAGCUCAGAUUUGGGUAGUGUAUAAGUAAGGCUUAGAGGGCUUUUCAUUCUAUGCUUUUUAUGCCUUUUUGUGUCAGUCUGUUUGUUUUCUCUGGAUCAUCUGCUGCCACUGGUAAUAAGUAAUUUUAUAUUAAACUCUUCUUGAAUUGAUACAGAUUUUGACUUUAUGAGUCCCGCUUGUGUUCUAGAGCUGGUUAUAAAUGAGGAGAAGAGGGGAAAGACAGAAAUAGCCUUGAAUAUGACCAAGAACUUCAUUGGUCAGGGAAGAGGUUGCAACUUUUUCCAUAUUUGUUCCUAGUUCUUCAGAUCUUAACUAUAUCUUCGUGCUCAGAACCAAGUCCUGAAAAAAGGAGUUGUAGAUGAGCAAGCAAACUCUGCCUCACUGAAGGAACAGCUGAAGAUGAAGGAUCAAUCACUGAGGAAACUGCAACAAGAAAUGGACAGCUUGACCUUUCGAAAUCAGCAACUUGCCAAGCGGGUGGAACUACUUCAAGAUGAACUUGCAUUAAGUGAAGCUCGGGGCAAAAAGAGCAAAAAAAGUGUAGAAUCCUCAUCUCAGCUGAGUCAAGAACAGAAGAGUGUCUUCAGUGAAGAUCUUCAGAAGAAAAUAGAAGAAAAUGAACGACUGCAUAUACUUUUCUUUGAAGCAGAUGAGCAGCACAAACGUUUAGAAGCAGAGCUGAGGAGCAGACUGGAGGUUUUGGAAGUGGAUGCUGCCCAGCACCAAGCGGUGGUGGACAGCUUAACGAAGAAAUACACAGAAACCAUAGAAAAGCUGCAGAAUGAUAAAGCCAAAUUAGAAAUCAAGUCUCAGACACUAGAAAGAGAAGCUAAGGACUGUAGGCUUCGAACUGAAGAAUGCCAGCAGCAGCUAAAGAAUCUUCAAGCAGCUUUGGGCAGUAGACUGGAAGAAUCUCUAUGCAUAAUUAAUGAAAAAGUACCUUUUAAUGACACAAGGUCUACUCGAUACAAUGCUCUGAAUGUACCAUUGCACAACAGAAGGCAUCAGCUGAAGCUGCGAGACCUUGCUGGCCAGGCCAUGGCUUUUGUCCAAGAACUUGUAACAGCUCUCCUGAACUUCCACACAUACACUGAACAGAAGGUACAGAUCUUCCCCAUUGAUUCUGCAACAGACACAAUAUCACCCUUAAAUCAGAAGUUCUCACAGUAUCUCCAUGAAAACGCUUCCUAUGUUCGCCCUCUGGAGGAAGGAAUGCUGCACUUGUUUGAGAGCAUCACGGAGGAUACUGUGACAGUCCUGGAAACAACUGUGAAAUUGAAGGGCUUCUCAGAACAUUUAGCUUCCUACUUAGGCUUUUUAAGAAAGAUACUUCCUUACCAGUUAAAAAGUUUGGAAGAAGAGUGUGAGUCUUCUCUUUGCACAGCUGCUUUAAGAGCUAGAAAUAUGGAGCUGCACAGAGACAUGAAAAGGUUGACUGCAGUCUUUGAGAAGCUACACACGUAUGUCAGUCUUCUGGCCUUACCAAGUACAAGACCAGAAGGACUCCUUAGGACAAAUUACAACUUUGUGUUUACAAACAUUGCUGCAAGUCUUCAUGGACUCCAUGACAUUUUAAAAGAUAUUUCCAAGCACUAUAGUCAGAAAGCUGCUUUAGAACAGGAAGUUCCAACUGCCACACAGAAACUCAUAACUACAAAUGACUGUAUUUUGUCCUCUGUUGCUGCUUUAACUAAUGGAGCAGGCAAGAUGGCCUCGUUUUUCAGCAACAACUUGGAUCACUUCACCAGCUCGCUGAGCUAUGGCCCUAAGGGAGGAGCAGAGUUCAUCAGCCCUCUCUCAGCUGAGUGCAUGCUGCAGUACAAGAAGAAGGCAGCUGCUUACAUCAAGUCCUUGAAGAAGCCUUGUGCAGAUUCAGUGCCUUAUGAAGAGGCUUUAGCCAAUCGCAGAGUUCUCCUGAGUUCUACAGAAAGCAGGGAAGGUCUUGCACAACAGGUCCAGCAGAGUUUGGAGAAAAUUGCAAAACUUGAACAAGAAAAAGAACACUGGAUGUUGGAGGCCCAGCUAGCUAAAAUAAAGCUGGAGAAAGAAAACCAAAAACUGAAGAACUCUCAUAGUGGACAUUUAACUGAAACUAUCCAGGAGCAUUCAGUGUUGCCAAAUAAAGCAGAACAAAAGAAGGAAACCACAGAAAAGAGUCUGAGGGAACCUAUUAAGAGCACUAGUCUGAUUGGAAUGUUGACUGUAACUACUGAUAAUGAAGAGGCUCCAGAUGCUGAGUCUCGUGAAGACCUGAUAAAAACUCACUACAUGGCCAGGAUAGCAGAGCUGACCUCUCACCUGCAGCUUGCUGACAGCAAAUCAGUGCACUUCCAUGCUGAGUGUCGAGCACUUGCCAAAAGACUUUCUCUGGCAGAGAAGUCCAAGGAAUCACUCACGGAAGAGUUGAAGCUCUCGAGUCAAAACAUCACCAGAUUACAGGAUGAAUUGAUGACGACAAAGAGGAGCUACGAGGACCAGUUAAGCAUGAUGAGUGACCAUCUGUGCAGUAUGAAUGAAACCUUGACUAAGCAAAGGGAAGAGAUUGAUACACUAAAGAUGACCAGUAAGGGAAAUUCUAAAAAGAAUAAAAAUCGAUAGUUUACAGCUGAGUCUUUGGAAGCUGCUGCUGCUGCACAGGAUGCAGACAGUGACCAUUCAUUAUACAGUUCCUGUUUGUUCCAGGAAGCAGAGGCUGGUGUUGGGUCUAGUAAAAACUGAAUUGGUGCUGUAAAUGGCUUUAAAAUAUUUAGAAUUUGUAACAGAUAAAACAGAACUUAAUGUUGGCUCUAAACCAGGAAAUACACAUUCUGUGGAUAAUUUAUAUAGUAAUUACCUUCAGUUUUUACUGUGCACUUUUUAAAACGAGGUUUUGAUUUCAUGUAACAACUUCAGAUUUUGUAUAUUUUCAAAUAUGUUUCUGCAUUAACAAAUUUGGAUCGGUGCAGUAGGUGUUUAUUUUUGAGUUCUGCAUUUAAUGGUCAGCCCAUGUACAUUCCAUUACUUGUUAAUAGCAGUCUAAAAAUGAGUUUGGAGACUUUCUUUGGCCAUGCAAGCUGUGCACUUACUGUAAGUGUAUUAGUCCUGUUCUCAGCCCUCUAGAAUUAAUUGGAAUUGUGGCUUGAAAUAAUUUUUACAAAUUCACCAAGUAAAUGGGAUCGUUGUUAGACUGCAACAGUGGAAACCUUUCCUGCUUGUAUUUGGCACUUUGGAUUUUGAGGUAAAGAGCACAAAUAGCUGAAUUGGGCUACUUCAAUGAAAUUGCUUUAAGCCAUUUCUAUAACAUUUUGUUUACACAUGUGUGUAUGUAUAUAUAUAUAUAUAUAUAUAUUGGUUGAAAUAGCUGUUUAAGGCUAGAGGAAACUGUGCUUGUCAUUUGCCCCAAAAGAGUGAAACAAUGUGAGUAGAAUAGAUCAGCUUACAGUGCUCUCUUACAGUAAAGAAGAAUAUGAAAUAUGUAGAAGAUUUAAACACUGAAUUUGCAAAAGGUCUUCAUGGAAUUAAGUUGUGAUGGAUUCACUGUGGGCAUGCACAUGGCAUUUCCUGUGUUCUGAAGUUUGUGAACUUUAGGCCUCUUCUAAGAUUUUUUUUUUGAAAUGUUUUUUUCAAGUGAAGUUUAAUAUCACGAGUUUUCAUGGCAUUGAUUUGUUGGGGGGUGAGGUUUAUUGGUUUUGAGUUGGGUUUGGUUUUUGUUUGGUUGAUUUUUUUUUUUUUUUUUUUUUUUUGUUUUGGUUUUGUUUUGUUUUUUUUAAUCAGAUGCUGUGCUGCUUCACACUUUCCACACCAAUCUUCCAUUCCAUAAUUUCCAUUAUGACACUUACUUGUCCCACAGGGGUUUACUCUGAUAUCAGAUGUGUUGAAAUGUAUUAUCAAUAUGUAAUAAUAAAAUCAACCACAUGAAGCCA
Messenger RNA from Cinclus cinclus, 5850 nucleotides. RefSeq names its product protein phosphatase 1 regulatory subunit 21 (gene PPP1R21). Bases 2348 to 4546 code for a protein of 732 amino acids. The transcript has 22 exons. Gene Ontology annotation, cellular component: membrane; early endosome. Lineage: Eukaryota; Metazoa; Chordata; Aves; Passeriformes; Cinclidae. The record is from RefSeq and is a predicted model, not a curated record.